GCACAAGCAGCAGCAAACACGAAAAAAAAAGAAUGCCAAGCAAUAAUAAAAUACACUAAAUGAAAAAUUUUAUUAAAUAAGAAAUUCCAUAAUGGAUUCCUUAACGUACAAUACUGAAGAAAUUCCAAACGAAACUCAUUGCAAUAAAGAUGAAGAAAAGCAAGUAGAAACAACUCCUACUGCAAUAAAUAAUGAUAACACAAAUGAAAAUACAAUUGCAACCACAACUGCAACAAUUGCAACUACAGCAAUAAUUAACAGUAACCAAGAGACUGAUUUAGCGGCCAUGUCCAAAGAUUUAGAAGAAUCAACACUACAACUAUUACCACAAAUUAAAGAAACAACGACGACGAAUUCUUCUACAUCUGAACCACUAACUACUUCCUACAAUUCUAAUAUUGCAACUGAUACAACAUUAGCAACAAAUGUAUGUGCUACAACUGCAACAACAACAACACCAUUAUCAUCUAAUCAAUUUGUAACUCUUCAAAAACCAGAAAAUAAAUCAAUACAAUUACAUGCAUCUACAUCUUUAAAGAAAAAACGUAAUAAAUUUUCCAAAUGUCUUGUCGGCAAUAGCAACAAUAAUAAUAGCAGCAGCAGCAAUAGCAACAUUGGCGGUAUUGGCGGCAGCAUUAGUGUUGAUCAUCAUGAUUCAUCAUCGUCAUUAUCGAAUGUUUUGGCAUCGAAUAUAAAAACUUCUUUAUCGAUGACUUCAUUGCCACCGGAUGAAAAACAAGAAAGUCGUGAUGGUAUUAAGGCUAAAUUGAAGGUGGAGAGGCCUUAUAAUAGUUUAAAG
Messenger RNA from Lucilia sericata (common green bottle fly), 799 nucleotides. RefSeq names its product probable serine/threonine-protein kinase mkcB. The record is from RefSeq and is a predicted model, not a curated record. The transcript has a single exon. The annotation marks the transcript as partial. Lineage: Eukaryota; Metazoa; Arthropoda; Insecta; Diptera; Calliphoridae.